Messenger RNA from Drosophila willistoni, 3252 nucleotides. RefSeq names its product aromatic-L-amino-acid decarboxylase (gene Tdc1). The record is from RefSeq and is a predicted model, not a curated record. Gene Ontology annotation, molecular function: pyridoxal phosphate binding; carboxy-lyase activity. The transcript is spliced from 3 exons. Gene Ontology annotation, biological process: amino acid metabolic process. NCBI's taxonomy places the organism in Eukaryota, Metazoa, Arthropoda, Insecta, Diptera, Drosophilidae. Bases 154 to 1923 code for a protein of 589 amino acids.
UCGAAUCAGUCGCGCAAAGAAAGCUGUGCCAUAACCAUUAUAUAAAUUAAAACAAGAGCUGCUUCAGGAUACUUAUAAGUGAUAUUUAUAAUAAGAAACAAGGAAAAAAAAGUGAUUUAUUAAAAAAUUUAUUUAACCUUUGGAGUUACAAAAAUGAAUGUAGAUGAGUUUCAAAAAUAUGGCAGGGAAGUUGUAGAUUAUAUAUGCGAAUACUCUACCCAUAUUGAAGAACGUGAUGUGGCUCCCACUCUAAAUCCUGGUUAUUUAAAAAAAAUAAUUCCAGCGGAUGCCCCACAAUCGCCCGAAUCAUUCAAAGAUAUUCUCAAGGACUUCGAGCAAAAGAUUAUGCCAGGCAUUGUACAUUGGAAUCAUCCCAAAUUCUUUGCUUAUUUUCCGUCGGGGAAUUCAUUCCCCUCUAUUUUAGGUGAUAUGCUAAGCAGUGCUAUUGGAUCAAUUGGAUUCAGUUGGGCUAGUUGUCCAGCUGCCGCCGAAUUAGAAACAAUUGUUAUGAACUGGUAUGCCAAGGCCCUGGGUCUUCCGAAGGCAUUUAUUUCAGAUGCACCAGGCAGUACUGGCGGCGGAGCAUUGCAAGGAUCUGCUUCGGAAUGUGUCUUAGUUUCGUUAAUAACAGCUCGCGCCAGAGCAAUAAAUGAAUUGAAGGGACAAACAACGGUCCAUGAUAGCGUUUUCUUGCCCAAUCUUAUAGCAUAUGCCAGUCGAGAAGCUCAUUCAUGCGUGGAGAAGGCCGCUAAGAUGGCAUUGGUUAAAUUGCGAAUCGUUGAUGCUGAUGAGCAUGGACAAAUGCGAGUUGAUUUGCUACAACAAGCCAUUGAAAAUGAUGUGACCGCUGGCUUAACACCAUUUUUUGUAGUAGCAACUGUAGGCACAACGGGAGGAUGCGCUUUUGAUGAUAUCACGGAGAUUGGUAGGGUUUGCCGACGAAUUUCAAGUAUUUGGUUGCAUGUAGAUGGAGCCUACGCGGGAAAUUCAUUUAUACUGCCCGAAAUGCGUACUUUUUCAGCUGGGCUUGAGUUUGCGGAUUCCUUUAAUACAAAUCCCAAUAAGUUGCUAUUGACUAAUUUCGAUGCAUCAGCACUUUGGGUGCGUGAUGUGAUGAAUCUGAAAAGUGCUUUGAAUGUAAAUCCUUUAUACUUACGCCAUGAUCAUAUGAAUGGCGUGGACUACAGACACUAUGGUAUACCAUUAAGUCGCAGAUUUAGAGCUUUGAAAUUGUGGUUUGUGUUUCGCAUAUAUGGUAUUAAAGGUCUUCAAGAGUAUAUACGCAACCACAUGGCUUUGGCUAAAAAGUUCGAAAUGCUGGUACGCAAGGAUGAACGUUUCGAAGUGCGUAACGAUGUUCAUUUAGGACUGGUCUGCUUCCGAAUGCGUACUGAUGAUGAGUCCAAUCAUUUACUUCUCGCUCAGAUUAAUCACUCAGGAAAAAUGCACAUGACUCCAGCGAAAUUUAAUGGACGCUAUGUUAUUCGUUUUUGUGUUACAUACGAACAUGCAACCGAAAAAGACAUCCUUGAAGCUUGGUGUCAAAUUAAAAACUUCGCCGAAGAAAUCUUACGCGAUGCAAAACUGGAAAUCGGUUCAAUCCCUAAUUCACCAGAUUCAUCGGAACGUUCAAGCUCAGAACCAGCAGCUAACGCCCUUGCCGGCGCAGGCAAACCUCCAAUCAAAAAGAAGCUUACGCGUACCAAAUCCUUGCGUUUUUCUUUCACACGCAGUAUUUCUAGAGAGCAAUACCAAAAUCAAACUGAACACUUAAUGGAUGGAUGUACCCCCAUUUUAGUUGUUGAUCCAAAAACCAUACAACAGAGCUUUGAACAAGCCACAGAAAACAAUGAAAGGAACAAUAAUAAUCAAAGUAAGCUAAAGUAUAUCUCAGAUGUAGACACAGAUGACGCGAGUAAUUAAAAUUAAAUUUAAUAUGUCACAUCUCGCGUUGAUGUACAACUAGUAGAUAGUAUUAAAAUUACUGAGCUGAAAUGAGGCCUACCUAGUUAACAAUUUUGUUCUCCGUUUUAGCUUAUUUAUGAAUUCAAACGCAUACAAACAUAUAUCAUAGAACAACAUAGAACAAACAUCAUAGAUUUUUGUUAUAUUUUUUAUGUUUGUCAAAAAUUUAUUAAAAAAAAAAAAAAAAAAAAAAAAAAAUUACUACGCAAAAGAAAACACAUGACACAUGAUCAAAAUUGGCAUUUGUUACUAAAGCUACUCAAAACUGUGCACAAUGUGCUAACCAAAUGUUGAAUGAAGACGGGAAAUGUAAUCGAUUAGAAUUGUUGUUUUGGCAAAGACCAACGAGAAUUAGAAUGGGUGAAAAUAAUUUUAUUAUCGUAACGUUGCAGGUGGGACUUUGGAAUGUACAUGUGUAUGCAUGUACAUACAUGUCAUAUAUGAAUAUUAUGCUAACUUAUAUUUUACAUAUCUAUGUAAGAUGUGGGGGCUUUAGUUUAUGAAAGUCAAACAAGCUAAUUUCGUAUUUUUACCACGCCAUGUUAUACUAUAUACCUUAGACUAAAUCUAACGUAAAGUCGGAAAGUUCCGAAACCACCAGCCAAGUCUAUAUGUGCGUCUGUCCGUCCCUCCAUAAAUAUGACCUAGAUGCAAACUUGCAGAAUUACAAUUUUCACAACAUACAACAUUUCACAUAAUACACUGGUGAAGAGCUUAGAAUCAACCAAAGUUAUGUAAAGCUUGAAGUGGUUUUGGUUCUUUGUAUUGAUAAAACUGGAAGUCCUUCCAAAACGUUAAUAACUCUGUUUAGGGUCUAAUUUUUUUAGCGGUAUUUUUCUGCAAAGUGCGCGACAACGUGCUAAACUCAGAAUACGAUCUCGUCAAAAUACUUAUGCCGAAAAUGAACAUGAGUGAUCAAACAAUGCUUUAAAUGGUUUGGAUGAGAAUAAAAAUGGGUGAGAUGAUCAAUCACAGUAUUCAAACGAAGCAAAAACGAAGUGAAUUAGUUUGCAUUUUUAGAAUUGAGUUCAUAUAUUUUGAAUCCUGCUUUUUAUAUUAAUCUAAUUAUUUAUAUUUAUGGGCAUCACCGAGACAGUUUAAACAAAACUUAAAAUGUUUAUGUCAAAAUAAUAUUUAUUUCUUAUUAGUUUCAUGUGGUAUAUAUUCAAUCUCUAUCCUCGAUAAAGGACAAAUAAGUCUUUAACAUUUGUGUAUGUAGCAACACAAACGAACUGCGAAACAUUUCCUUUCUUUACACUAAAAAUAAAGGGUAGUUGUUUCAAAAAA